Oryzias melastigma (Indian medaka) is the source of this 8061-nucleotide messenger RNA. It is a transcript of the gene ttbk2a, whose product is annotated as tau tubulin kinase 2a. The record is from RefSeq and is a predicted model, not a curated record. The transcript has 17 exons. Gene Ontology annotation, cellular component: ciliary transition zone; nucleus; cytoplasm. Lineage: Eukaryota; Metazoa; Chordata; Actinopteri; Beloniformes; Adrianichthyidae. Gene Ontology annotation, biological process: signal transduction; cilium assembly; peptidyl-serine phosphorylation. The coding region runs from base 450 to 3998 and encodes 1182 amino acids. Gene Ontology annotation, molecular function: ATP binding; protein serine/threonine kinase activity.
AAAGAGCUGCGCCGCGCGCGGCCGAGCUGUUGCGAGGGGCGCUCAGAUCUGGAGCCGCGCGCGCCCAGGAAAGCUGACGAUCACCUCCGAGGGCCGUGACGUCACGGAUCCGCAGCGAGAUGCUAAAAGGUGACAGCUGAGCGAGAGAAAAUGGGACGAUCCGAGACAUUUCCCUCGCGCUCCUAACUUCUUUUCCAGACCCUGAUGUUUUUAUUUUCCCCUCAUCGUCCGUUAACGACGGAUCCUCUUCCUUAUGGACGGUGAAACAUCGAUGUCGUGCCCGCCGCUUCGAAAUCUAGAGGAUUUUUUCUAACCACACCCGGCUCAUCCCUUGGAUCAAAGAUCGGCGGCGAAACCCCCCCAGGGUUUUCCAUCUGGUACCAAAUGUCCGGCCCGGUUUGAGGCUGAAGGGGAAGCAGUGAACACAGCGUCCCGGAGCCACCGGCGGGAUGAGCGGAGGGGUGGAGCCAGCCGACAUCCUAAGCGUGCUCUCCCUGGUUAAGGAGCGAUGGAAAGUGGUGAGGAAAAUAGGGGGCGGCGGGUUCGGGGAAAUCUACGAGGCCAUGGACCUCCUGACGCGGGCCAGCGUGGCGCUGAAGGUGGAGUCGGCCCAGCAGCCCAAACAGGUCCUGAAGAUGGAGGUGGCCGUUCUGAAGAAGCUCCAGGGUAAAGACCACAUAUGUCGCUUCGUGGGAUGCGGCCGCAACGACCGCUUUAACUACGUAGUGAUGGAGCUUCAGGGUCGAAACCUUGCGGACCUGAGGAGAAGCAUGCCACGAGGAACCUUCAGCAUCAGCACCACCCUCCGUUUGGGCCGCCAGAUCCUGGAGGCCAUCGAGAGCAUCCACUCCGUGGGCUUCCUGCAUCGGGACAUCAAGCCGUCCAACUUCGCCAUGGGCCGCUUCCCCAGCACCUGCCGGACCUGCUACAUGCUGGACUUUGGUUUAGCUCGCCAGUUCACUAAUUCAUGUCAGGAGGUCCGACCUCCCCGCCCAGUGGCCGGCUUCAGGGGGACGGUCCGCUACGCAUCAGUAAACGCGCACAAGAACAAGGAGAUGGGUCGCCAUGACGACCUGUGGUCACUCUUCUACAUGCUGGUGGAGUUCCUGGUGGGCCAGUUGCCAUGGAGAAAGAUCAAAGACAAAGAGCAGGUGGGGAAGCUGAAGGAGACCUACGACCAUUGCCUCAUGCUCAGACACCUGCCGGCAGAGUUUGGCGUCUUCCUGGAUCACAUUUCCAACCUUGAUUACUUCACUAAGCCCGACUACCAGCUGCUGAUGUCGGUGUUUGACAACAGCAUGAAAACCUACAACGUCGUGGAGAACGACCCGUACGACUGGGAACGGACCAGCACCGAUGGGACGGUCACCAUCAGCGCCAGUGCUACGACGCCGCAGCACCACACCCGCCUCACGCCGGCUCACAUGGGCAUGGCGAAUGCUUCUCUGAUCCCUGGCGACCUGAUGAGGGAGAACACAGACGAGGUCCUGCAGGACGAGCAGCUCAGCGACGCCGAGAACAACGCCGCUCCCGACCGCCUGCUGGCCUCUCCUCUGCAUCCACUCCGCAACCAGGAGGCCGACGUUUGGGAGGAGCUCGACCGCAACCGUAACCGCAUCAGGACGGCAGUCUGGAAGGGGGCGACUGAAGAGGAUCAAAGCAACAACCACGGCAAUGCCGGACCCCAGAGCCCCCACGGAGGCCCUCCUCUGGGCUCUCCGGUCAAACUCCCCUCUGAGGUAGGGGCUUCAGACCGGGAUGGCGCCCUUCUGAGGAAGCUCCGCAACAUCCACAGCUUUGACCUGGAGAGGAGGCUGGGCCUGGACUCCAAGUCCAGCCCGGAGCGUUUCCUGGACUCGUGCGUUCAGAAGCAGCAAAUGAGCAGCCAGAACCAGGAGAAGGAGGCUGCUGUGAUCCAGGUCACUCAGGGUCAGGUCCUAACUGCCGGGGAGUACCGUGACGGGGUUUGGCACUAUGAGGAGGAAUUCUUGCCCGGAGGGGGUUCUCCCAAACCGCCCUCCCCAGGAUCUUUGGAACAGGGAGAGGGGGCAGCCAGCAGUGGGGGCUUUGUGGCCCUGAACUUGAGCUCUGGGAGGCAAGACUCAAAGGAGUGGGUCAUGGUGGAGCGGCCCAGCGGCUCCCCGGGGGGAAAAGCUACGAGGAGCCCCUCGGAGGAGGACGAGGAGCCGGAAGUGCUUCAGCCGGAGGAGCAGUCCCCGGGCCGGGAAAAGGGCAGCCCGAGUCCCGGCUCCGGCAAAGCCAAACAGGAAAGUUCCUCCUCCUCGAAUCGGAAAAUGGACAAGCUGGAGCUCAGCGUGGGCCCCGUGGGAGCUCUGCCCCCCAUCACUCCAACCAGUCCAGCCGAAGCUCUGGCAGAGGGAGUCCUCACCCAGUUCCCCACCUCUCCUCCGUCCCUGCCGGAGGAGGUUCUGGUCCGGACCUCCAGCCCCACCCCUCUGCGCUCCCCCAGCCCUCACACCCUCCUCACCACCCUGUCGGACCCGCUGCAGCAGCGCCAGCCGGCAGGCUUGAGGCGCAGCCAGUCGGUGGACCAGCAGCAGGCGUCCUCCUCCGCCCUUCCUCAGCCGACAAGUCCCGCCCCCGGCGCCCGCUCGCCCAAUCGCAGGAAACUGCCGGCCAUCCCUCCCGGCGCCGCCAACACCAAGUUCCCCUCAGUCAUACGCAUCACCCGCGCCCAGCUCCAGCAGCUGACGGCUCAGCGUCCGUCCGGGCUGUCCUCUCCGUCAGGAUCAGACACAGCUCCUCAGUGUCUCCUCCUGGAGAGGCGCGGCGAGGCUGAAGCUCAGCAGCUCCACGAGCCGACCUCCCUCCACGACCCCGAACUCACCCGUCCGGGAACACCCACUGACCCCCCGGUCGUUGGAGCUCAAAGCCGUGUGUCCUCGCCCCGCUCGCCGUCCUCGCCUCGUUCGCCUCUCAGCCCCCUCCACGACCGCCUCUCCCCCUCCGCCACCCUUCAAAAGGCUUCCAGCAACGGCGCUUUGUCCAACCUGAAAGACCCCGCCGCCGACGCCCCUCCCAGCGCAACAGAGCCUCAGCUUAAAGAGGAAGAAGGCCCCAAACAGCCACUCGGCUCAGCUUCCCCCACCGCCGCCCCCCGAAAAGACCCCACCCGCAGGCAGAGCCGCAUCCCCGUGCUCGAGCCCUCCGCCGCGCCCCCCGGUUCCGCCAAGGAAAAGCUCCUGCAGAAAAAGGCCAGCCACCAGGGCCCGGCGCCCUCCCCGACCGCCUCGCCCUCGCUCUCCGACAAGCGGGGCGCCAUCAUGGGCACCCUCGCCCGAGACCCGCUGUCCUCCGCCUCCGACCGCUCUCAGGACGAGGACUCCCUUAUGGGCUCCCGCUCCGACCGCCAGGGGGACGACGCUCAGUCGCUGUCCUCCUCCUCCAGCCCCCUCUCCCGCAAGAGCAGGAUCCCCCGCCCCGUUCACGCCGCCUCUUCUGCCGAGCAGCUGGCCGCCCACUUUCUGCCGAGUCCACCCCCGGGGAGGCCACCAAGCCGUCCAGGAGCGGAGGGCAGGCUGAGGCGCUACCGCAUCCGGGUCGGCAGCACAGGUGACGCCGACAUCCUGUCGUGCCUGGCUCAGCUGAUGCACAGCUCCCGCGGCUCCCCGGUUCACCAGCGCUCCUCGUCGCAGCACGGCGGCUCCCGGAUGGGAAUCGGCAGCCUGACCGGCUCCCCGCACCACCACCACCACCACCGCAGCUCCAGUGGCUCCCCGCGCAGCUCCUCCUCCCUUCAGCGCUCCGUCAGCUCCUCGCCCUCCCGCCACGAGCACCGCGGCGGCGUGGGAGGCGCCUGCCUGGGCCGCAGCCACUCCCCACCAAGCUUUUCGGGAUCGCCGCCUCCCCGCCGCUUCUACCUUCACCACCAGGAGACAUGCUGCAGCCGGCAGGCGCGCGCCGCCGCCUUCCACCUGUCCAGGGGGAAAGCCGGCUGCAGCCGCGAGGGCAAGUGCUCCAGCAAGCUGAGCAGAUAGUCGACCAGAUUAAGUCUUAGAUUCACCGCGUCAUCUUUUAGGCUGUACCUAUGGAGGAAAAAUCCUUCUUUGUUCACAGAAUGAAUGAAUAUUGAAGCAGAGGAGCCCCUUUUACUUGAUAGGUAUGGAAGCAUUCACCUUUGACCUCUCCUGCAGCACAAUAAUAUAGUAACUUAUAUAUCCCCAGUAUUUAUGAUUGCACUGAUGGAACCUCUGAUCUGGAGGUAGCAUGCAGGGUAUAGCUGCUUAGCCUGAACUGUCACGCUCUAACUGAGGUUUUUAUUAGUGUUAUUAUUAUUAUUUAGAUGAUUGUAUUGCGACGCUUCCUGCUCCUUCACCCCAAUCUGUGACCAUAGAUGUGUCUCCCGCGCGACUUUUAUUCCGAGGGUUUGACCCCCUUUAAACAAUCAGCCGUGCGAAGCGCGUGAGGACACACGCCUUUCUGUGCCUACGGUGAUGCCGAGAGGGAGUCGCUACGUCACGCCGGCUCAGCGGAAGCCGUAAUCCUAACCAACAACGAGGUGUUCGUCUCUGCGUGUGCCUUGGGUAGUUUGAGGUUUGAGGAGAGGAGGAGCCAAAACCAGAUGUGUGCCAGCCGUUGUAAAAAUGUUUUUCCAAAGUAGCAGGACAGAUGUUUUGUAAGUUGAAGAUAAAAGUAGCUUUCGUGGUGAAAGAGAGCCGCUUUCACAAAGUCGUGACACAAACCUUUUCAUCUAUGAAAGUUUCAGAUCUUUAAAAAAACACUUUUUCAUGUUGCAGAAAUUACAGAUCAUGAAAAACAGCGUUCCAGAGGAUUCUUUUAGCUCAUUGAGGCUGUCCUACGAAACUCCUACAAAAAAAUGCUGUAAAUUAACCUCAACUUCCUGCUUCUGCGUCCUUUACAGAACAAGAGAGUAAAAACGGAUACAAACAAACUAACAAACUUCAGCAGCUUUCAUCUGCACUCACUCCUCUACAGUCUUGUUAUUUAAUUAGUUUUUUUUAAUCAUCUGUCUGACACACUAUACAAUUAGCAGAAAUGUUAAAAUAUUAGUAAAUGAGACCGUUCUUUAAAGUUCCACUCCGACCAUAAUUUUUUCUAUCCUAAAAUAAUUUCCAAUGAUCUUUUAAUUAUGAAGUUUUUAGCCAAAAUCAAUUGUUUUUUUAAGACAUAUUUUAUGGACAGCGGCAGUAGCUUAUUAGGAAUACAAAUCUGGGUUGUGGGCGGGACUGUUGACACAAAGCAACCCGCCCCCUUCCCUGUCGCUGAGAACACUGUUUAGCUUACACCCUCAAGCUAGCAUUAAAAUACUUAAUACUGGAUAAAUCCAGUUGUUUAGUUUCCAUUUCAGUUGUUGCAUCACUAGUUUGAGCAAUGAGCUAUGUAAGCUAGAGUCGCUACGCUAGCUUGUUGCGUACACAAAGUUGGACGCCAUGUUGGACAGGGCUAGAUGUCUGUUUACCUCUGUGCUACAAUUGGAAAAACAAAAAGUUUUACUAAUUAUUACUGUCAGCUGAUAAAGGGGAACUUCUAGAGAACAUUUUGGGAAGAUCUGAGUGAGUUUAUUCUCAAAAGUGAACGUUUAGGCUGAUCUAUUCAAAGUCAACGAUAGCUUUAGGCUUUGUGCUAUUUCCACGUUUUCUGGCAGAACAACCGGUCUUUUUUGUUUAUGGCGGACAACCCAUGGUAUUUGUAUUUGUGUUCGACCUCAGAUCAGACCAGACAAACUGCUGGUAAGCAGAUUAGUGAACGGAGAAAAGAAAACUAGCAAGGAUUCCCUCAGUAGCGAAGAGGGAAGAUCCCAGCACCAAAUCCCUAUAGAGGAGUCUAACAGUUUGUAUAAAUAUUAGUCUGUGUUUCGAUUUGAAUAAAAUCACAACCGUUAUCCUAUAUGAUAACAUAUUAAUUUAUACGUUUAAAAUCUGUUGGACUUUGUACAAAAACAUUAAUACCACCACAAUGGUCUAGUUUUUGGUGAUGAUCACAGUUUUUUUCCUUUUAAAAUCGGACCAAAAUUAAGCAUUUCAUGAUCAUUUUACUGUGUCUGCUAAGCCGUGUGUCAUUGUUUACAGAUCUUUCCAAUAUGGCGUCACUCUUUACGUAUCUAGGACAAUAGUAACAGGCUAGUGUAGCAUCUCUAGCUAUAGAACUCAUUGAGCAUUUUCAAGCAUCUGGUUUUCUGAUCCAACCCGAUUUAAAUUAAGAAAUGAAAAAGCAGUUUUCAUUGUAAGUUCUUAUAUAUAGGUCCUCUAUUACAAGAAAAUUGCUACGUGUUAAAAACACAAACAAAAAAAAACAAUUUUCAUUGGAGUGUUUCUUAAAAAAAAAAGUUGAAUUUUUCGACUUUGCUUUGUAGCCGAGGGUGGAGUCUGGCACUUUUCUCCAUCACUCAGUCUUCUCUAGAGUCUACCUGAACGCCAACCCUUUGACUUCCACGCAAAGAAAGUAACUGAAUCCGAGUGCAGUUCACCAAGUAACCACUAGGGGGCAAACAAAUCACUGUAGAAAUAGGAAUACUUGAAGCUACUAGCUUGAUUGAAAAUAUGUGGCCAUUGUGCUAGAGAUAUAUUUAUUUAACCAUUAAAUGCUAUUUAGUUCUCAUUUGGGUCCUGCAAAGGCAGUUUUAUUUUUCUCUGAAAUGUGAUCAAUUCUUGAGCAGACAUACUGGACCAAAACCAGGGUUGAUUUACUCCGCUAAAGGGACAGGGCGCGCAGAAAACAUCUGACUUCCACCCCUCACAGUUAUUGGCUGUGCCUUUUUGUUUAUUAUAGUUUGCAUGGAUUAAAGCUGGUUAAAAAUGAAGUGAGAUCUUCCACUCUGUCCCAGUUCCAUCAAAUCUGAGUAGUUUUUUAAUUCUUAGAUGUAAACGAGGCAACAGGGUUUUCAGAAAUGGCAACUCCUGACCUGAACAGGAGCGUGUUUUUGUUUUUUUUAGAUCCUGUUGGGUUUAUUCUAGUAAAAGCUAAUGGGAGCCUCAUAAUCACACAUAAAGGGAAUAAUAGAAUUUGCAGGGACGAGGUAAACUGUUUUCUUGAACUGGAAAAGCCUCACAGAGCAGCUACGAUGACUCAUCCUGAAGGCAGACAGUGUUCAGUCAGUCGGCUGCCUUAACGUCUUUUCUCUGCCCCUCUCUGCGUGCUGAGGGAUGACUGAGCCUUGUCUGUGCUGGAGAUCAUUCCACUGUUAGGCCGAGCUAAGCCUUCUGACUCCUGCGCGAGUGCGUCACUGUGGAGGGAAAACGAGAACGCGGCGGAGAAUUUCUUAUUUUAAUUUCAUUUCAGUGUUGUGUUUUGUCGUAUUAAAACCCUGUGCUUGCAAACAGGGCUGAGCUGAGGCGCACAGAUUUCAACGAAUCCUUUCAGAGUUCAGAACACUGUUCCUAUUAUCAUUUAUACCUGUAAAAUAUCUAAAAAAUACUAUUUAAAAAGUAUUGUAAAACCGUAGCUUAUACGCUAAAAGGCUUCAGAGAAAUGAAGGAACUGACACUAAACAUGGCUGCUGGUUUUUCAAGAUAAUCAGAUUUCUUUAUGUUUAUUAUCAUUAUUAUUAUUAUUAUUAUUGCACAUAGGUGGUGUGUAGUCUUAGUAUUUGUGCUACCUAUUAGAGUAAAUUUACUUUGUCCCUUUUCAAAGAUCAGAUAGAAAGCUGUCAUAUUUAUAGUAGCUUGUCGGCAGAGCCGACAGAACAAGCCAAGCUUUUAUUUUGAAAUGUUCGAUGGAAACUUAUAAAAGCUUUGAUGUCCACAUGUAUAUUUUUUUUCUUUUACGUCAUUAAAUGUGUUGCUCGUAAUUUAUUAUUAGGUCCUUUUCACAUCUUUUUUUUCAUUUUAAUUUUAACACUCAUUUUUUAAAGUUGAUAUUUUUAACUGUUUUGAAAAACAACUGUACAGUCUUGAGAAAGGAAUGUAACAAGUGGCAGUUUUGCAUUGUAUAUAUCUGUAAUUAUUUGCCUUUAUUUUAUCAUUUGUAUCAUAUCAAUGCCUUGUACAGCGUUUUUCCUUUCGUUUUGUUUUUAAAUUAUUUUGUAUUUUAUUUUUAUAAACUGGUUAUGAAUAAAUUUACUCAUUCCGCAUGCAGACAGAA